GGUGAAGAAGUUCAAGUAUGCAGGAAAUGUUGUGCCCAGUUUGAUGAACCUUCAGAAUUUGCCAGGCACAAGGAAUGUUGCCAACCUAACAACCAUGUAGUGGUAAUUGUAGAGAACCAAGAGGAAUCCAAUAGGAAAAAACUGCAAACCGGCAUCAAUGAGGAGUCUCCUUCCCAACCUAGCUCUCCAGAAAGUGUUGGGUCAGGAAAACAAACAAUGGUGGCUGCACAAGAUGAGAGAGAAGCAUGUUCUCAAAUGAUGGACUCUAUGAAACCAGAAAUGGACAAAAAAGGUGUGGGCCCAUCUCAACGAUUUCUCAUUCCCAAUGGAGGACUGAUAAUGGAAGGCCUCUCAGGACCAAAAGCAGGUCUAGCACCAAUGAGUCAGGAAGCUGUCCCUGGAGGACAGACUGCUGCAGCUCCCAUUAAUAUUCCAAUGAUCCUGGAAGAAUUAAGAGUUCUACAGCAGAGACAGAUACAUCAAAUGCAAAUAACAGAGCAAAUAUGCCAACAGGUACUUAUGCUUGGAUCUCUUUCCAUGACUCCAUCAAAUCCGCCAACCUCUCCACCAGAAAAAAACACUACCACAAAAUCUUUACCUAUUUUUAGCCCGAUAAAACAAUGUGAAUCUGUGCCUGAUUCAGUAAAAGCAUUCGGCAGAGAUGAAAUAUCUAAGCAGUCCUUUUUUCAUCUUUACAAUCCCAUAGGACAGUCAUUUGGAGCCAGAAGUAUUGCCAAUUUGAAAGAGAAAUACAUUGAUGGAUUCUGUGACAAAUCCGCUGCAGGGCAGGCAAUUAUUUCAAACUCUUCACCAAGCCAAUUAAUUUCACCACAUGCCGUUUUUCCACCAGGUUUACCCAAUUUGCCAACUGGAUUAUUUUUAGGGACAAGAGUACUGGAGAAUGCCCCAAGCCUUCUAAAACAGAAAAACAUUGAAUCACUACGUGCUGAAAGUCAACAAGAAAGAGCAUCAGGAAAGCACAAGUGUCGUUUCUGCGCAAAAGUUUUUGGCAGUGACAGCGCCCUCCAAAUUCACCUGCGGUCUCAUACUGGUGAAAGACCCUACAAAUGCAACAUAUGUGGAAACCGCUUUACUACUCGAGGCAAUCUGAAAGUACAUUUCCACCGGCAUAAGGAAAAAUACCCUCAUAUACAAAUGAACCCACAUCCAGUUCCUGAGCAUUUGGAUUAUGUCUUGACUAGUAAUGGACUCCCAUAUGGCAUGUCAGUACCUCCAGAGAAAGCAGAAGAGGAGACAAUAGAAAAGAAGCCAGUGAUACCCCCAAUAAUGGCUACUGAAGGCUUAAAUCUGUUUUCCAGCUCAGGUACCCAAGGACUGCCGCCAAUUAACAAACUGAUGCUAAUGAAAUCUGGAGAAGUUUCUUCUGCACUGAAAGGUCCCAUUGCUUAUCCAAAGGUAAAGUCUGAUGAAAACACACCUCCAGCGGAAAGGUCGGUUACUGGAGGAACUGAUUCCACAGGAAGGAUGCAAAUAAGCAAGUUGGUUACUUCCCUUCCUAGUUGGGCAUUACUUGCUAGUCACUUUAAGUCUGGAAGCUUCCCAUUUUCAUAUGCUGUAGAUCCAUUAGGAUACUCAGAGACCUCAAAAUUGCAACAAUUGGUAGAAAAAAUUGAUAAACAGGUAACAGCACCAAACCAGUGUGUCAUCUGCUUACGAGUAUUAAGCUGUCCCAGGGCACUUAGACUUCAUUAUAAUCAACAUGGAGGGGAAAGGCCAUUCAAAUGUAAGAUAUGUGGCCGGGCUUUCUCAACAAAGGGCAAUUUAAAAGCGCACUAUGUAGGUCAUAAAUCAAGUUUAUCUUCAAAGCUCCAAAAUUCCUGUCCAAUUUGCCAGAAAAAGUUUACUAAUGCAGUAACUCUCCAACAACAUAUACGGAUGCAUCUUGAUGGGCAGAUUCCCAAUGGAGAUGAUGCCCAUGGGGAUGGAAAUAAAACAGAAUCAAUCGAAGAGAAAAGUACACCAGACUUUUCAGAUGAAAUGAGUACGGAUGAAGACUCUUUGGAUGCUAGUGAAUCAGAAAGUGAAAAGGCAACAUUAGUAGAGUCCGAAAUAUCAAGUAUGGAUGAUGACCCUGCAGCCUCUGUUAUGAAGAAGGAGGAGAAUGACAUAUCAGCUCACAACAAUGCUGAAACUGUUGCCGAAUCAGAACAAAGCACAUCCACAGAGCCAGUUUCUGAAGAAACAAACGAAAAAAUUUGCUGUGAUCAAGUAAAUAAUGAUCUGGAAGAGAAAACUGAGGAGGUCAAAAUGGUGGAAGAAGACAUUCAGAAAUCUGAAUCUGAUAAAAGCAACAAUGAAAAGAAAGAAGACUCAGAGGCUACAAGAAAUAUAUCAGAGCAAAGUCAAAAAGAGGAUGAAAUGCACAUAUGCAGUCUCUGUUUGGAAAAACUGUCCAGCAAGCAAUCACUGGAGGACCAUAUGAAAUGCCACACCAAAGAUGGGCUGUUCCAUUGCUUAGUUUGCAAGCAGAGCUUCCUGGAGGCAUCCAUACUGACGAAGCAUAUGCUCCAAGCACACCAGGUGAGCCAAACCUUCCCUCCUCAGCCAGUCAGCAGUCCCAAACACCCAAGUGCAGAUUUGCCAACUCCAGCCCAAACAUUUCUGGUGAGCACAGUGAAGAGUGAAGUAUUAAGCCCAACCCAGACAUUGGCAUUGGUCCAGCUUCCACGGCUGACGGUGCCCUCUUCCCUGUCCCCUCCUUUGAGACGCAGCCCUAAGCAGCAUCUGUGCAUAGUAUGUAAGAAGACGUUCUCCUCGGCCAGUGCUUUGCAGAUACAUGAGAGGAUACAUACAGGAGAGAAGCCUUUUUCCUGCAGUAUGUGUGGAAGGGCGUUCACCACACGGGGGAACCUAAAGGUCCAUAUGAGUACACAUGUAUGGAAUAGCAGCUCUUCCAGAAGAGGAAGACGUCUCUCACUGGAUAAUAUUGGUCCCUUGUUCUCAGGAACCCCAGUGAAGCUACAAGACUUCCUGUCCAGAGAUAUUCCUACACAACUCGUUGGAGUUAGCCCAUUAUCAUUCUGGAAUCAAUAUACCGCAUAUCUUACAAGUGCCUCUCCUUCACCAAAUGGGGGCAUUACCUCUCCCACCACUGUCAUCGCACCCCCAGCUUUGAUUGGCUUGCGAGCGGGAAAAAUUGGUCACAUUUCUGCUGGAGGGGUAAUGGAAGUAAAAGAAAAAAAUCCAGGUGGUACAGAGGUUUUGUAUGAGAACUCAGGGAAGGAGGAGAAAUAG
Molecule: messenger RNA, 3255 nt
Organism: Bufo gargarizans (Asiatic toad)
Lineage: Eukaryota; Metazoa; Chordata; Amphibia; Anura; Bufonidae
Gene: SALL2
Product: spalt like transcription factor 2
Exons: 2
Coding region: 217-3255 (1012 amino acids)
Biological process (GO): regulation of transcription by RNA polymerase II
Cellular component (GO): nucleus
Molecular function (GO): DNA-binding transcription factor activity, RNA polymerase II-specific; RNA polymerase II cis-regulatory region sequence-specific DNA binding
Source: RefSeq, a predicted model, not a curated record